Maylandia zebra (zebra mbuna) is the source of this 2611-nucleotide messenger RNA. The record is from RefSeq and is a predicted model, not a curated record. NCBI's taxonomy places the organism in Eukaryota, Metazoa, Chordata, Actinopteri, Cichliformes, Cichlidae.
UUCUGAUCAGAAAGGUUUAUUGCGGUUCGGAACUCUGUUUUAUGUUUUAAAAUCUUUACUUUGGUUCUCGAAAGUGUCCAGAACAUAUAAAGGCUGAGAUAAAUUAGCUUAACGUUAGCUCCGUGUAGCACCAGCGUUAGCGGCACAUUACGGUAAGGACUUAGUCAUCGUGGAGUAGAGCAGCUAUUGGAGGAAAGGCAUAUUAAACUUGGCUUUGCUAGUGGAAAAAGCAGCACGUCUUAUAUCGCUUCACUUCAGCUUUUUUUUUUUUUAAAUGACCAUAAUUAAUUAAUUAAUUCGGCAUCAUUUAUUUAAAUAAAUACCAACGUUUUUUCUAUAAAUGAGCUUAAACCUAGUACCUCAGCCUGCAGUCACGCACAUUUCUCAUUGUCUUUAACGAUUGCUAGGGGUUGAACAGAGGCUUGCUCAGCCUGUUAGAAGCACGUGUCAGAUGUCCAGUCUAAUACAUCAGCGUUAGUAUCAGACUGAUGUGCUGCAUCUGGUGUAACCUAAAUCUUCACUACUCGUAUGGUCACAGGACUAUUAUAUAUGAUUGUAUGCGAAGGCUGGCACCAAAUUAAACGAUUUAGAUAUUGAACAUAGGGCCGGUCAAAAGCAUCAGUGGGGCAGACAGUAUCAAGAGGCAUUGCACCACCAGUUAGCCUGUGAAAUUGCUCUUUUAGGUGAAAGGUUGCUUAUUAGGUAGUGGUUAUCACUGGACACAGGAGCAAAAUGAAUGAAGACCCAGUCCAAACAAACUGCAGUAAAACACUGCUUGUCCACCACUUACCAGCUGAGCUCAGCGAGGAAGAGAAGGAAGACCUCCUGAAGUAUUUCGGAGCUGAGUCAGUCAGAGUCUUCUCAAACAGGGGCCGCUUGAAACAUGCAGCCUUUGCAACGUUUAGGAGUGAAAAGUCAGCGGCAAGGGCUCUAAGCAGACUCCAUCAGUUAGAGGUUCUUGAUCAGACACUCAUUGUGGAGUUUGCAAAAGGCCAAGAUCACAUAACAGUGCUAAAGGACCCGCCUGUGUCAGAAAGCGGUGAAAAUGUCAAACAAGAGCAGAAGAAGCAGGAGAGUAAAAAGCCAAAUAUUCCCAUCAUAGAGACGGGCGUUGCACCGAGUCUCGGGUUGAAGUUUCAAUCAAAUCCCACUUUGAAAUAUUUAUAUCCACCACCCUCUAAUGGCAUUCUGACAAAUAUAACACACGCCCUCAUGAGCGUGCCAAAGUUUUAUGUUCAAGUACUUCAUCUGAUGAACAAGAUGAAUUUGCCAUGUCCUUUUGGCCCAAUCACAGCCAGACCACCCAUGUUUGAACUCCUGCCUCCUGCUCCACCCAUCCCCAUGCCUCCUCCCUUCCCUCCCGAUUAUCCCCCUUUACCAGAGGAGGAGAUGGAAAUGAGCAGCGAGGAAGAAUCCGAGUAUGAGAGUGGAGACGACGAAGACAAAGAGAGGAUUGUUCGUCUGAUGGGCCUGGUCAACCAAGCAUGCAAGCGACCCUUGAGACCAAAAACAGCUUCAAAACGAAAGAAGCCCAGGAUCAAGGAUCUACUCUAUGCUCCCAAGCCAGACUCUCAGAGUGCUGCGACUCUGCAGCCCUCGGAUGUGUUUGAGCAGCCCCACGCCGCCGGUCCGAGGAAAAUUGAGUUCCGCAUUUCAGCUCCGGAUGUAGCAGCUGCUGUUGAAGGAAGUAGGCCAGCUCAGCCUGAAGACGACGAAGGCAAAGCAUCGUCCAUUCAAGUGGAUCAGAGCGAGAUCAAGCCCAGCAGCAAUGAGGAGGAAGCAGAGGCUAAAGGUUUUGGGAAGCUUUACUUCAGCACGCAGGCAUCAAAGCAGCAGGAGGAGCGCAGCGACAACGAGCAGGAUCUCGUCUCAGAUGUCAUCUCGAGGAAGGAGCUGGAGAAAGGACGGCUGUCAAGAGAUGAGAUAAAAAGGAUGUCUGUGUUUAAAAAUUAUGAACCUGGCGAGCCGACCUGCAGACUAUACGUGAAGAACAUUGCAAAGCAAGUGGAAGAGAAGGAGCUGAAGUACAUCUACGGGAGAUACAUUAACCUCUCGUCAGAAGAGGAGAGAAACAUGUUUGACAUUGUGUUAAUGAAGGAGGGGCGGAUGAAAGGGCAGGCCUUCGUCGGACUCCCCAGUGUGCAGAGUGCAGAGAAAGCCCUGAAGGAAACCAACGGCUACGUACUUUAUGACAAACCUCUGGUUGUUCAAUUUGCUCGAUCUGCAAGACCGAAACAAGACAACACAGCUACCAAGAGAGGGCCAAAACAGAGGUGAAGUCAGCAGAUACCAAGGCUUGAUAUUGUGGCCCAGCAGAACCAUUUGUAUCCUUAUUGUGUCAUAUCCUUUGGGGAAAAAAUGAGGGUGGAGCGGUUUAACUGCAGAUAUUGUAGCACAAAUAUAUUAUUAUAGUAUAGCUUUUUUUGGUUUCUUUUCUUUUUCUAGCCUAUUGUAUCUUAUGUCUUUUUUUAGCACUGACUUUGUAACCAUAAGCUAUUUUUGAAUCUUAAACUUCUUCAUUGAUUUCUGCCCUUUUUGACUGAAUUUCAGGUGGAGGUCAUCAGAGCAUGUUUUCUUCCUUUCUGCCAUUAAAUACAAUAUUUUAUUAAAA